This is a messenger RNA of Leishmania mexicana MHOM/GT/2001/U1103, 366 nucleotides long. RefSeq lists its product as hypothetical. The record is from RefSeq and is a predicted model, not a curated record. The transcript has a single exon. Lineage: Eukaryota; Euglenozoa; Kinetoplastea; Trypanosomatida; Trypanosomatidae. Bases 1 to 366 code for a protein of 121 amino acids.
AUGGCGCUUGUGAUAUCGGACGAAGCCACACGGGAGGCCGAGAGAAUUCUUGCCUGCAGCAACAGCUUCGAGAUUCUCGAGCUGAAUCCUAGCAACUGCACAAAAGAGAUGGUGCUGAAGCAGUACGAGACGAAGGCGUCGCUCUUCAAAGGGCUGUUCCGAAACAAACUGGCAAUGCAGGCGAAAGCCAAACUUGGCAACGCCAAAGUGCGUCUUGCAGACACGCAACUGCGAGAGAAGGAGAUAGCAGCUCUCAAGGUGCUGCAGAUCGAUGCCCACAAAGACUAUGCUGAGCUGCAGGCGUUAGAGGUUCGCACGCGCGUCCUGGAGAUGCGGGCCGCCACCGUUCAAGGCGAGGUGGCGUAG